This is a messenger RNA of Medioppia subpectinata, 369 nucleotides long. The record is from the annotation of a GenBank genome assembly. Lineage: Eukaryota; Metazoa; Arthropoda; Arachnida; Sarcoptiformes; Oppiidae.
AUGGGCUUCCAAGACUAUUGCCUUCGGUGCUCUGAAAAUCUGCAGGCUUUCAACAUUCUGCUGAUCUGUAUGGCAUCCCCAACACCACUGUUAACACUAAAGAAAGAGUUCAAGAAGAAACCAGCGUUCAAGAGAUAUCACUCUGACAGAUAUAUGAGAGUUAAGGAGUCAUGGAGGAAGCCAAGAGGUCUUGAUUCAAGAUGUAGAAAGAAAUACAACGGAACACCGGUGAUGCCCAAUAAGAGAUUUAUUAAGCCGGCUCUCUUUAAACAGACGGUUUUGUGCUACAGUUGCCCAUUCUGUAGGUGCAAGGACAAGAGUUCAAUUAAUAAACGAGGCUCGUCUUCUGGGAAUAGUUGUGACCAAUGA